Molecule: messenger RNA, 3028 nt
Organism: Athene cunicularia (burrowing owl)
Lineage: Eukaryota; Metazoa; Chordata; Aves; Strigiformes; Strigidae
Gene: JAKMIP1
Product: janus kinase and microtubule interacting protein 1
Exons: 24
Coding region: 455-3013 (852 amino acids)
Molecular function (GO): kinase binding; GABA receptor binding; microtubule binding
Source: RefSeq, a predicted model, not a curated record
UAUUUUUAGUAUGCUCAGCUGAGAUGUUAUAGCUCAUUGAGAGCAAAACUGGUUCCCUUUGGAAUAUGGCCCCGCACACCCACUCACAUACUUCUCUGACUGCAUGUGCCCUGAUGAUGUCACUAAUAUUGCUCAAAAAUCCCUCCUUGCUGGUGAAGAAGAGAAUGUGUCAACAGGACUAGGAGUGGUGGUGUGGCAAGUCCCAGUACAAACAUACCUAGUGACUUAGCUACUGCUGCUGCUCGAUCUUCACCUCUUUAAUUUAAAAUCGAACACAACUGCCUCAGAAACCUGUGGACAAGAGAAAGGACGUGAGAGACUGCUCCCAUGAUGUCAGAGAUUUGUAUGAAAGAUUUUGUUGAACACUUCAUGACUCUUAAAUGCUAAAAGCAGAAGGCACUAGCUGGUAGCUCAGUGUGGAGCAAAAAUUUUAUUUUAAACUUCAAAAAUAAUUAUGUCAAAGAAAAGUCGUGUGAAGGGAGAAAAGUCCGACAUGGAGAUUGAAGCCCUGCAAGCUGCUAAUGAGGAGCUACGAACUAAACUAACUAACAUCCAGAUAGAAUUUCAGCAAGAAAAAAGCAAGGUGGGCAAACUGAGAGAGAAAAUCCAAGAGGUUAAGCAAGAAAGGGAGCAGGAGCAGCAUAAGCACACCGCUUAUGUUUCUGAACUGAAAGCCAAGCUCCACGAGGAGAAAAUGAAGGAACUUCAGAGUGUCAGAGAGCUACUUAUCCGGCAGCAUGAGCAGGAGGUAGCAAGAAUGGUGAAAAUCAAAGAUGGUGAAAUUCAGCGUUUGCAGUCAACAGUCAAUGUCCUGCGGGACGGGGCAGCUGACAAAGUGAAGACAGCGCUGCUGAGUGAAGCAAAGGAGGAGGCUCGCAAGGCAUUCGAUGGUGAACGGAUGAAGUUGCAACAGGAGAUCUUGGAGCUGAAAUCUGGCAAAAAGCAGCUUGAAGAAGCUUUGAACAACAUUAUGCAGGCCGAUAAAAUGAAGGCUGCUGACCUGCGCACGGCUUAUCAGUCCCAUCAGGAUGAGAUUAACAGAAUAAAGCGGGAAUGUGAGAGAGAGAUCCGCAGGCUGAUGGAUGAGAUAAAAGGCAAAGACAGAGUGAUUCUGGCUCUGGAGAAAGACCUUGGUGUCCAGGCAGGCCAUACACAGAAACUGCUCCUUCAGAAAGAGGCUUUGGAUGAACAGCUUGUCCAGGUGAAGGAAGCAGAACGAUACCACAGUAGCCCUAAGAGAGAACUUCCUGCAGGAGUGGGGGAUAUCACUGAACUGAUGGGAAGCCCGGAGCAGCAUUUGGAUGAACGAGAUAUGCGGAGAUUUCAGUUAAAAAUCGCUGAACUGAAUGCUGUAAUAAGGAAGCUGGAAGACAGAAAUACUCUCUUAGCAGAUGAAAGAAAUGAACUGCUGAAACGUUCUCGGGAGACAGAAAGUCAACUGAAGCCUUUGGUAGAAAAAAAUAAGAGGAUGAGCAAAAAAAAUGAUGAUAUGUUGCAAUGUAUCCAGAGGAUGGAAGAGAAAAUAAAAAAUCUAUCAAGGGAAAAUGUAGAAUUGAAAGAGAAGUUAUCUGCACAACCAGCACUGAAGAGGCACACAUCUUUGAACGAUCUCAGCAGCACACGAGAGGAACAAGAAAUUGAAUUCCUUAGACUGCAAGUCAAAGAACAGCAGCAUGUUAUUGAUGAUCUCACAGUGGUAAUGCUUAUGACUGGUAUACACACCAGUGUUCUGGAAAGGGAACGGCUAUUGCGGUCUAAAAAACAGAAGAGGAAAAGUCUGAAGCCUCCAAAGAGGCAUGUUGUGGAGACAUUUUUUGGAUUUGAUGAAGAAUCUAUUGAUUCAGAAACAUCAUCUGUAACUUCAUAUAACACAGAUAAAACAGACAGGACACCAGCAACACCAGAGGAAGAUUUGGAAGAUAGCACACCUAAAGAAGAAGCUGAACUAAGGUUCUGCCAGCUAACAAGAGAGUAUCAAGCUUUGCAAAGGGCAUAUGCAUUGCUUCAAGAACAAGUUGGUGGAACCCUGGAUGCAGAGAGAGAAGCAAGGACUCGUGAACAACUGCAAGCUGAUCUUCUCAGGUGUCAGGCAAAAAUUGAGGACCUGGAGAAAGCUCUAAUCGAGAAAGGACAGGAUUCAAAAUGGGUAGAAGAAAAGCAGCUGUUAAUCAGAACAAACCAGGAGUUGCUAGAGAAGAUUUACAGAAUGGAACAAGAAGAGCAUCAGCUGAAGAAUGAGAUGCAGGAUGCAAAAGACCAGAAUGAGCUGUUAGAAUUCAGAGUGCUAGAGCUUGAAGAGAGAGAGCGAAGGUCGCCAGCAUUUAAUCUUCAUAUAACCACCUUCCCUGAAAACAAUGGAAGUGCACUUCAGCUGUUCUGUCAUCAGGAAGGAAUAAAGGAUGUGAAUAUAUCUGAACUUAUGAAGAAGCUAGAUAUUCUUGGAGAUAAUGGGAAUUUGAGAAAUGAAGAACAAGUUGCAAUAAUCCAAGCUGGGACUGUGCUUUCCCUCUGUGAAAAGUGGUUAAAACAGAUAGAGGGAACAGAAGCUGCAUUGACACAGAAGAUGUUAGAUCUGGAGAAUGAAAAGGACCUGUUCAGUAAACAGAAGGGUUAUUUAGAGGAAGAACUCGACUACAGGAAACAAGCUCUGGACCAGGCAUACAUGAAAAUCCAGGAGCUGGAAGCUACGCUGUAUAAUGCCCUGCAGCAGGAUCCAGGAAGGCGGGCAAGUGAGUCGCUGACUGAAGCCCAGAGGGAGGAUUUGCGAGCUGCAGUGGACAAGGUGCGGCGGCAGAUCCUGAGGCAGAGCCGUGAGUUUGACAGCCAGAUCUUACAUGAGCGAAUGGAGCUGCUGCAGCAGGCACAGCAGCGAAUUCGAGAACUAGAAGAUAAAAUAGAACUUCAAAAGAGGCAACUCAAAGAAAUUGAGGAAAAGCAUUCAUUCUGUGGCCUUGAUGACACAACUGAGCCAAGACGUGCGGUUAUUAAAAGAACCUAUGGAAUGAACAGCUGAAUCCACUUGCAAAAA